GGAGGGAGGAAGGGCAUGCAACAUCCGAUUUUGAAUGACACGCAGAACGUGCAAUGGGACUUUGCUUAGUACACAAGUUCUGUAGAUUGACAAACUGUUUUCCAAUCAGGUUUCUUUGUGAGGUGUUUACUGUACAGUUGCAAUAUUUCUGUCCAAUCCCUGUGUGGAAACGGGGCGGGAUGAGCGUUACUAAGACAAGUCUUGAGUCAAGUAUAAAGGGAAUAACAUGGUACCCCUGUGGCUGUUGAUGUUUACCUGAAGAAAGGAAUAAGCGAACAACUGCCUUAUUUGAUGUUUUUGUAUAUAAGUUUACGUAUUUUUGUACUUUGUAGAUUUACACUGCCAUUGGCAUGUAAAUCGCACAUUCACUAAUGUGCCAAUAUUACAAAUGGAAAAGGGGUUUCACUUUGGAAACGUGAGCAUUUCCCUGGUGCUCCUGUUGUUGCUGAAAGCAUUGACUGGGACGUCUCAAACUCAAAACUCCGUCGUCGGGAGGGAGCCCGCGCCUGCCAUCCCGGGCUCAGACACAGCAGGUGAACAUGGUUCAGGAGUUAUGGAGAAAAGCUUGGGAAAUAUCGGCGCCCCGAUCAUUGGAGACGUAACGGUGGAGGACGACGAGAACGGGGCGACAGGGGAGGAGGAUGAGUCGCAUGAAGCCUACUCCGGAAAUAUUCCACCGACAAGGUCUCUGGUGAUCAUCAGCACGCUGGACGGACGAAUCUCGGCUCUGGACCCCAACAACCAGGGACGCAAGCAGUGGGACCUGGACGUGGGGUCUGGCUGCCUGGUCUCCUCCAGCCUCAGCAAGCCUGAGGUGUUCGGCAGUAAGAUGUUCAUCCCAUCCCUGGACGGAGCCCUGUUCCAGUGGAAUCGGGACCGGGAGGUGAUGGAGGCGGUUCCGUUCAGCGUGGAGUCUCUGCUGGAGUCGUCCUACCGCAUAGCCGAGGACACAGUCCUGGUGGGGGGAAAGACCCUCACCACCUACGGCCUGGGAGCGUACAGCGGCAAGCUGAGGUAUAUCUGCUCUGCGGUUGGCUGCAGCCGCUGGGGUGAGGAUGAGACGGGGCCUGAGGACCUGCUGCUGCUACACAGGACCCAGAAGACUGUCCGCGCCGUCCGGCCUCGCUCCGGCCUCGAGAAGUGGAACUUCAGUGUUGGUAACUUUGAGCUGAAGUUGGUGUCUGACCAGCAGUCGGGUCUGAGUUUCCUGGAGGGGGAGCUGGCCAGCGGGGACAUGUGGAAGGAGGAGAGGAGAGAUGGGCAGCGCGUCAUACAGGAGGAGGCCCAGGUGGAGAACCAGGACUUGGUCAUCAAGGUCUCUGUGCCCGACUGGAAAGUCCUAGCCUUCAGCACCAAGUCUGGAGGACAGCUGGUCUGGGAGCACCAGUUCUGCACCCCCAUCGCUGCCGCCUGGCUGGUGGGUGGGGGCAAGGUGACGCCCAUCAGCCUGUUUGAUGACACGCGCUACAGCAGCCAAUCAGACGCUGAGCCUGAGGAGGAAGACAUCAUGGAGCAGGCCAGGGGUGCCACAGAGUCCAGCGUGUACCUGGGUAUGUUCCAGGGCCAGCUCUACCUGCAGUCGUCUGUCAGGGUCUCAGACAAGUUCCCCUCCCAGGCACUAAAGGGCCACAACGGCCACAUGCCCGUCGUCAAGUGGAAACCCCUCAUCCACUCCCCCUCCCGCACCCCAGUCCUGGUGGGUUCUGAUGAGUUUGACAAGUGCCUAAACAAUGACAAGUUCUCCCAUGACGAGUACAGCAACGGAGCGCUGUCCGUCCUGCAGUAUCCCUACGAUAACGGCUACUACUACAGCCAGCGGUACAGGGAGAAGCGUGGUGCGGAGGUGAGCCAUCUCCCCAGCGAGGGCCGGCGCAGGAAGGACCCGGUGCUGCUGCUGCCCUGGUGGAAGGAGAUCCUGGGGACCAUUAUUCUCUGCAUCGCCACCACCACGUACAUCGUACGCAAGUUCUUCCACCCCCCUGCCCCUGUCAUGUACAUACGGCAACGGAAGGAGUCAGAGACGCAGUGCCAGACGGACAGCAAGUUCGACCCCCCGGCCGUGGACUCCACCUCAGAGAUGGUUGCCAUAGAAACUCGUCUCAGCGACUACGUGUCCAGGUAUCUGACAGACUUUGAGCCGGUGCAGUGUCUGGGCAGAGGGGGGUUCGGGGUUGUGUUUGAGGCCCGGAACAAAGUGGACGACUGCAACUACGCCAUCAAGAGGAUCCGCCUGCCCAACAGGGAGCAGGCCAGAGAGAAGGUGAUGCGGGAGGUGAAGGCGCUGGCCAAGCUGGAGCACCCUGGUAUCAUCCGCUACUUCAACGCCUGGCAGGAGAGCCCUCCACACGGCUGGCAGGAGGACAUGGACCAGAGGUGGCUCAAAGAUGCCAGCACCACUGACUGGCACCUCAGCUUCCCAGACCACAUGGAGGCCCUGUCGGUCAAAGUGCCUGUGUCAUCCGCCUCCGGUCCCGACGGGGACGGGGGGGCGAGGGGGUCCGUCUCCCCGGGCGACCAGGCUCUGCUGUUCAGCAGCGGGGGUUUGAGGGGGGGAUACGGCCUCCCUCCGGGCCAGGACAGCCUGAUGUCGGAGCAGGACAGCCAGCCAGACCCCGAGGCCUCCGACACCCCCCACUCCUUCGAGCUGUGCCCCCCGCGCGGCCCCCCCGACCGCACCUCCUCCUCCUUCGACAUCGUGUUCGAGGACUCCGGCUGCGACCGCGACGCCCACGGAGAGACGGACUCCGCCUCCGGCGCCACCAGCCCUCACACGCUCACCGAGGCUGGUUCCUCUUCCUCCCUCACCCGGGGACAGGACCCUCCUGCUGCCCCCUCCUCCUUGCCCCCCCGCCCCACCUCCCUCUGCCUGGCUCCCAGCCCCCUCCGGGGCUCCUCGGGCCCCCAACCGCCCCAGCGCCCCUCCCCCAGGGUGCACCUUUACAUCCAGAUGCAGCUGUGCCGGAAGGAGAACCUGAAGGACUGGAUGUCCCAGCGCUGCCUGGCGGACCAGAGGCAGCGAGGACAGUGUCUGGACAUCUUCCUGCAGAUCGCUGAGGCGGUCGACUUCCUACACAGCAAGGGCCUCAUGCACAGGGACCUCAAGCCGUCCAACAUCUUCUUCACGCUGGACGACGUGGUGAAGGUGGGGGACCUGGGGCUGGUGACGGCCAUGGACCAGGACGAGGACGACGAGCCCAGCGUGCUCACGCCCCUGCCAGCCUACCCCCGCCACACCGGCCAGGUCGGCACCAAGCUGUACAUGAGCCCAGAGCAGCUGUCUGGAAACUCUUAUUCCCACAAGGUGGACAUCUUCUCUCUGGGGCUGAUUCUGUUUGAGCUGCUCUUCCCCUUCCGCACCCAGAUGGAGAGGGUUCGGACUCUGACUGAAGUGAGGGCUCUGCAGUUUCCUGAUGUUUUCGCCAAGGACAACGUUCAGGAGCUGGGGAUGGUGCGGCGCAUGCUGUCGCGGAGCCCCCCGGAGCGGCCCGAGGCGGCGGAGAUCACGGAGACGCCGCUGUUCCAGGAGCUGGAGCUCCCCUGCAGGAUGAGGCAGCGCUCACGCACAUACAGCUCCUCCUCCAGCGGGCGGCCCGCACGCUCUCACAACACCUGAACACACACACACACCACCUGAACAGACACACACACUCAUACCACUUGAACACAAACACACACACCACCUGAACACACGCCACCUGAGCACACACACACAUGCCCCUUGAACACACAUAUAUACACACACACACACACACACACACACACCAUGACCAUCCUCAUGCUAGGGGUCUCCAGCCCUGUUCCUGGGGAGAUAUCUGCCUGUUGGUCUUGGCUCCAACCACGCUUAUUUGACCUGAUUCAACACUAUAGUUACCUGAUGAACCAGCUAAUUAUAAGAAUCAGGCGUGUUAGAUUAGUGUUGGAGCGAAAACCUACAGGCAGGUAUCUCAUCAAGAACAUGGUUGGACCCCUGCUGACUAGACCGUCUACUGAUCACCCCCUCAGGACCAGCCACACACACGCACAUACACACACACUACUUGAACACACACACACCCUGACCAUCCUCACACUAGUGACAGUCUACUGCCUCCCUCCCCCAACACUCAACCCCACAUGCCAGUCUGUUGCCUAUGAAGAGCACUAACCUAAGAAGACCAAACAAUCUUCCCCCACCCCAGCCCCCAAACACUCACGUCACAUGACUUCUCGCCAAAUCCACCCUCCGUGUUGCUUUUACGUAGCUCGUCAAACAGCCAGUAUGUUUUCUUAUGCUACAGCUCAGAGGACAGGAGGGGUGAGGGUUAAACUCUGAGAGGAGGGGUGAGGAGGGGUGAGGGUUAAACUCUGAGAGGAGGGGAGGGGAUCUUUGUUCACUUCAUCACUCUCGAACACCCCAUCGUUCCUGAUCUGGGAGACCAAAUAAACAAGAACCGCCUUUCUGCAUGUCUGGGAGAGAGGGGAUGGUGUGUGGACCAGUCUCUCGCACCUGCCUUGGGGCUGGGCUUGGGGAGAGGGGGUUUGUCACUCUCUCAUGGGACAGGCGAGCCAGUCUGUGUGUGUAGUAGAGGGGCUGAGGUCAAUGCUGUACUGUAUGUUCCUGACAAGAGGAGCGCUGUGUGUUUAUCCCCAAAAAAGAUCUAUUUUUCUUUUUUUGCAAGCGUGUAAAUGUAAAAGACUUCUGCUACAGCUGGAGUUUCCUGCUCGAAUCUGCCCAGCAUUUAUCUUCCUGCCCUCGUCGACUUCUGUAAAUAAUGGCAAAAAGAAAGAACAAGAACAACUGUUUGGUUGGUAUGUUGACUGAGCGUGUGGGCUGGGGCAGGGCCGUGGACAUGGCUGCUCGUGUACAGAGCUUUAGGAGAGACAAACAAUAACUAGAUGAUGAGUUUUAUAAAGUGUCUGAAUGUGUCAUGGGCUCCUAAGGCCAGGGUUAGCUGUUUUCACCUGUCAGUUCAACCUGCUCUCCUCUGCUUAUCUUCACACUGGCCUGGCAGGCUCCAAGAAUCACCUAGGUUCGUCUGGUCUAGGAGCAUUGGGUAGCCUGAUUUGUAAAGUAAAUUUGUAGAUUAUCUAUAGAUGCUCAAUAUUUAGUCAAUAACCUAUCAACAUAUAAUAAUAAUAAUAAUAAUAAUAAUAAUAAUAACCGUCAACAAACCCUAACUCCACCCCUCAUCCCAGCCCUAACUCCACCCCUCAUCCCAGCCCUAACUCCACCCCUCAUCCCAGCCCUGACUCCACCCCUCAUCCCAGCCCUGACUCCAGCCCUCAUCCCAGCCCUGACUCCACCCCUCAUCCCAGCCCUGACUCCACCCCUCAUCCCAGCCCUGACUCCACCCCUCAUCCCAGCCCUAACUCCACCUCUCAUCCCAGCCCUGACUCCACCCCUCAUCCCAGCCCUAACUCCACCCCUCAUCCCAGCCCUAACUCCACCCCUCAUCCCAGCCCUGACUCCACCCCUCAUCCCAGCCCUAACUCCACCCCUGAUCCCAGCCCUGACUCCGCCCCUCAUCCCAGCCCUGACUCCACCCCUCAUCCCAGCCCUAACCAGGUGGUAAUCAGCAGCAGAGCUGUAGUUGAUACUCUGUAGUUUGAGCAUCUACAGCUAGUCUACAGAGGACUGUGAGUGUGUCCUCGCAUUGUUGUAGGAGAGACACAUGGAGAGGUUCCAGUUAUUACACACGCUAAUUGUAAUGUAUUUAAUUAUUGAUUGUACCUUUUCUAAUGGUUUUUUGAUAAGAUGCAAUUUGGCAGGCAUUUUUUUGGGAUCACUGUAAAAUCUUUAUUGCCACUGAUGCAGGAAGUGGAGUCCACCCUAGGCCCUCGUGUCUGAACGGGUGAUUCCUGGCAGUUCAACACCUGUAACAAGUGUUUCUUUAGUUCAGGGGUUCAGGCACGUCUAGAUGUUUUCAAUGCUGUCUGAUGCUUGUGAUUGAAAAGAGCAAAGAUCAGUAUCUUCUGCAGAGGACUGACAUUUCACAACUCUAACGUGAUACUUUAUGUUCUGAAGGAAUAGGGAUUAGAGUAAGUUUGGUCAGUCUCAUCAAAUAUAGUUUAUUCGAUUUGUUGAAUGUCUUUUGGAAAAUGAAGAAAGUCUUGUCUCAAAAGUUGAUCUGUUGUCUACAGCUGCCCCUGUAGCUGUCCCUUCAGAACAUGCAUGUUCCUUUUACUUUCUUGAGAUACAAGAUCAUUCAAAAUACCAUGUCUUUCUACAUUCACAGUUGAGACUUAGGUGUAUGUUAUAGAAUAUUUGUUGUCACCAAAAGCAACACCUAUAUUAGUAUGAAAUGAUGACAUGGCUUCAGUCUGCCCCACUGUUUCCUUGACAACCUUUCUGUGAAUUUUCAGUUAGUUCAGUCCCCCCAGCCAUCUCCACACAGGGGUCUAGUGUGUCUCUACACAAUUUAUUCUCUGUCUGUCUGGAAUUGUAAAUAUGUGUAUUUGUUUUUAUUUAUGUUCAAUGCUGAAAUCAAUCCUUUUUGGAUUGGUGGUACUUGUAUAUGAAUAUAUAAAUGCGCUUCAUCCAAUGAAGUGCAUUGAAAUUAUGACUUCAUACAAGUCUAAAUUUAAUAAACGUUCUAUUACAUUUGUA
This is a messenger RNA of Osmerus eperlanus (European smelt), 6586 nucleotides long. It is a transcript of the gene eif2ak3, whose product is annotated as eukaryotic translation initiation factor 2-alpha kinase 3. The record is from RefSeq and is a predicted model, not a curated record. Gene Ontology annotation, molecular function: eukaryotic translation initiation factor 2alpha kinase activity; ATP binding; protein binding. The transcript is spliced from 18 exons. Gene Ontology annotation, cellular component: cytoplasm; nucleus. Gene Ontology annotation, biological process: protein phosphorylation. Lineage: Eukaryota; Metazoa; Chordata; Actinopteri; Osmeriformes; Osmeridae. Bases 389 to 3613 code for a protein of 1074 amino acids.